Molecule: messenger RNA, 3654 nt
Organism: Microdochium trichocladiopsis
Lineage: Eukaryota; Fungi; Ascomycota; Sordariomycetes; Xylariales; Microdochiaceae
Product: condensin component
Exons: 5
Coding region: 1-3654 (1217 amino acids)
Biological process (GO): mitotic cell cycle; meiotic chromosome condensation; mitotic chromosome condensation
Cellular component (GO): condensed chromosome, centromeric region; nucleus
Molecular function (GO): histone binding
Source: RefSeq, a predicted model, not a curated record
AUGGAGUCCAUCAACUUCGACAUCAACGAUGCGCUCAAGCACUACAUGAGCGAUCCGGCUGCCAUAGCUACUCCAGAGGCAGAUGCCGCGCUGGUAGACUGCGAGUCCGAUCCAGAUGCACUGAGCAACAUCGCUCUCAUAAAUCCAGUGCUCAACCCUCUGGUUGACGCACUUGCGGAGAGCCCAGACGCGAUCAUGCGCAGCUCAUAUUUCGACUCUCUGCAGUUUCUUCUCAAGUACUCAGCGUUCCUGCCUGUUCACGCUGUGAGCAAGAUCUUCGACCUUGUCAUGAGUGGUCUUGCCGCUGAGGCCGAUGCUAUAAAUAACGACCUCGAAAGCCCCGAUGAGCAAGACAUCAUCGCACACCACAAGACCCUCCUCGAAAUCUACGGCUAUUUAUUACAAUGGACGAUAGCCUGUGUCGAAGCCAAGGCGGCAGAAAAAACGACUGCCGCACCUGUCUCACGAGCCAGGGGCAAGGGCGCGAAGUCAAAGGCUGCGGGCAAGGACGCCAACUGGGACAGCGCAGCGCAACUGCAGGCCGCUCUGGAUGUCAUGGCCAAAGUUCUUAAGCUCAAGCUUUCCAAGAUUUUUGUCACAACGAGUGAGCGCGACACAUUCAUCGGCCUCCUGACAAGGCCAGUAUAUAUGGUUCUGGAGAGCGAGCAGAGGGUCAAGACGACCUCGAUCAGAAUGCAUGCGUUUAAGUUGCUGUGCAUUGCGGUCAAGCACCACGGCCAUGGUUAUGCUGCACAAAUCAAUAUUGUGCAGAACCUUACCUACUUCGAACAUCUCUCAGAGCCCAUGGCUGAGUUUCUGCAUAUCCUCGCCGAACAGUACGACUACCCACAGCUGGCAGACGAAAUUCUGCGUGAGUUGAGCAAUAAGGAAUUCAACACCAACGACACGAAAGGCCCCAAGUCGGUCUCGUCCUUCAUUGUCAAGCUGUCGGAGCUCGCGCCAAGAGUUGUCAUCAAGCAGAUGACCAUGCUUGCGAAGCAGCUCGAUAGCGAGUCUUACACGCUGCGGUGCGCGCUCAUCGAAGUCUGUGGCAACAUGCUUGCGCAUUUGAGCAACCAGGAAGAACGAAGCGAGAACCACAAAUCCCAGCUCAACGCGUUCUUUGAUGUGCUUGAGGAGCGCUUCCUCGAUAUCAACCCGUACUGCAGAAGUCGUACGAUCCAGGUUUUUGUCAAGCUGUGCGACCUGGAGCAGAAGUUCCCCAAGCGACGCCAAAAGGCCGCUGAGUUGGCUUCACGGAGUCUUGAGGACAAGAGCAGCUACGUGAGAAGAAACGCUGUCAAGCUUCUCGGUGCCUUGGUGAAGACGCACCCCUUCACUGUAUUGCACGGCGCUCAGCUCUCCCGCAAGGACUGGCAGGAGAGGUUGGACAAGGUGGACACAGAGCUCAAUGCCCUGCAGCCGCCUGCCGGCGAAGCUGGACUGGCCGAGAAGGACCCCAAUGAGACUGCGAACCUGAUAGACGAGCCCACACAGAUCGAAUCGCCACAGAAGCCGCAAGACAUGUCGGAAGAGGAAAAGGCAGCGAUCGUCCGCAAAGCGCAAGAGGAUGCCGCCACCUCGGAGGCGAUUGAGAAGCUGACCCUGACGAAGCGCUACUACACGGAUGCGCUAAAGUUCAUCCAAGUGCUGCAUGACUCGAAUGCGACCGUGUGCCAGCUACUCGGUGCGAAGAACAAGUCCGAGGUGAUCGAGGCCAUGGAUUAUCUUGAGAUUGCCAAUGCCUACAACCUGGAGGACAACAUGGUUGGCAUUCGCCGCAUGUUGCGCCUCAUCUGGACCAAGGGCAACAGCGACGAGGGCAAGGGCGUGCAGUCGCAUCUGAUUGACUGCUACAAGCGCUUGUUCUUUGAGGCUCCAGACCUGUUCAGCCCCAGCGAUGCGGCCAGUUACAUUGCUCGCAACAUGAUCAGUCUGACAUCCGGCACGACACCUGCCGAGUUGACCAGUCUUGAGCAGCUGCUAGCGACGAUGAUGAAGGGUGGCAUGAUCUCAGACCGCGUCGUCAGCAAGCUCUGGGAGGUAUACGGCUACCAGAAACGCGAUAUUUCUCGCACCCAAAGGAGAGGCGCCAUCAUUGUGCUCGGCAUGCUUGCGACAGCUUCGCCCGAGAUUGUCGUGGACGAGAUGGAGACCAUGCUGAAGAUUGGACUGGGCGCACUGGGCAGAUCUGACCUGCAGCUUUCAAAGUACACUUGCAUAGCUUUGCGCCGUCUCAACCCCACGGGCAGGCAGGCCAAGGAGUCGAACGUCAAGUUUAGCCGCCUGCCGAGUGACCACGCGGUUCUUCGCAAGCUUGCUGCAAUCACCGAAGUCGAGAGCGACAGCAAAGAAUGGUUCGGUGUCGCAGAGCAGGCCAUCAAUGCGAUAUAUGCGCUGGCCAAGCAUCCUGAUACUCUGUGCUCAGAGAUCAUCCGGAGGAGGACUAAGACUGUCUUUGCCAGCCAGAAGCCGCUCUCCAGGCCGAUGUCCCGAGACACCGACAUCACGACGUCUACAAACAUGACGCAAGGCAUGACGCAAACGAUGGCCUUGGAUAAUCCUACCCAGACGAUUCAGGGUCUGGAAGAAACGCCGGUGAAGCCGAAACAAAAGCCGGCGAUCGCGUUGUCGCAGCUCCUCUUCAUUGUUGGCCACGUCGCUAUCAAACAGAUUGUCCAUCUGGAACUGUGCGAGCUUGACUUCAAGCGCAGGAAACAAGAGAAGGAGAAGGAGGCGGCAGCAUCCAAGGCCGACGAGAGCAGAGCCUCCACUGGCACGCGCAAGAGCAAGACACCGGCUCCGGCGGCUGAGGAGGAGGGCGAUGAGCUCGACCUCAUUGGCGGCACGACUGAGGACGACUUCACCGAGGCCAUGGCGCACAUUCGGGAGCGGGAACUGCUGUUCGGUCCACAGUCGCUGCUGUCGAACUUUGGGCCUCUGGUUGCCGAAGUCUGCUCUCGGAGUGACAUCUACAAGGACAAAGGCCUGCAGGCAGCUGCCACUCUGGCCCUCGCCAAGCUCAUGUGCGUGAGCAGUGAGUACUGUGAGGCUCACCUACCGCUCCUGAUCACAAUCAUGGAGAGAUCACCCGACCCGACUGUGCGGUCUAACGUCGUCAUUGCCCUCGGCGACAUGGCUGUCUGCUUCAACCACUUGAUUGAUGAGAAUACCGACUUCUUGUAUCGCCGCCUGGCAGAUACGGAUCUCUCCGUGAAGCGGACAUGCCUGAUGACGCUGACGUUCCUCAUUUUGGCUGGACAGGUCAAGGUCAAGGGCCAGCUUGGAGAGAUGGCCAAGUGCCUCGAGGACGAGGACAAGCGCAUCGCGGACCUGGCACGCAUGUUCUUCAGCGAGCUCAGCACCAAGGACAAUGCAGUGUACAACCACUUUGUCGACAUGUUCAGUCUGCUCUCUGCAGGCGAGAUGGAAGAGGAGCCGUUCAAGCGCAUUAUCAAGUUCCUGCUUGGCUUUGUGGAGAAGGACAAGCACGCCCGGCAGCUGGCCGACAAGCUGGCGGCUCGCCUGCAGCGCUGCGACACGGAGCGGCAGUGGAACGAUGUUGCUUUUGCUCUGGGGCAGCUGCAGCACAAGAACGAGGAGAUUGCCAAGGUGCUGGGCGAGGGUUUCAAGGUUGUGCAGGCGCCAGCGUGA